UGUCUGCCAAUACAACAUACUCAUUCGGCAGACUGGCAGAAAAGUGAGUGAAGCGAUGGGAGAUUAAAUAUUUCUCCGUGUUUUUGUUUUUGAUGAUGGACAACAGCAAUCCAACAAUUGAGCGCGGUGCAAAGCCUAGAAACAACAAUAGAAGAAACUACAAUCCCCAACGUGCCAAUCCCAAUCAUCGUGUGGUUCGUAAACAACCUCCGCGUGCAGCUGCCACAGACAACAGGCAUAAUAUUUACAUUACCAGCAAGACGGACUUUAGAGCACAACAGAAGCGAUGCGAGGAUCUGCUUAAUUCGGGCGCUAAGGAAAUCUAUCUGCAUUGCAUGGGAUAUUCGAUUACACGUGGUCUCAAUUUGGCAUUGCGUUUAAUUCAGAACUCGGAGGGCGCUCUAAGUUACGUGAUAAAUACGUCCACAAUUAAGCUGCUGGAUGAGCUGCAUCCGCUGUGUGAUGAGGAUGAUUUAACGUUUCGUCAGCGCAACAACUCGGCGUUGCACAUUAAGAUCUACAACAGCAGUUUGUUCGAUAUUGUGGUGCCCCAAUUGCCAGUGCCAGCAAAUUUGCCAGCUCACGAUCAACAUCAGCCAAAGACAAAGCAGCAAACACACCGCAAGCAACAGCAGCAGCAACAAAAGCAAAGACAACAGAAGUAA
Molecule: messenger RNA, 665 nt
Organism: Drosophila nasuta
Lineage: Eukaryota; Metazoa; Arthropoda; Insecta; Diptera; Drosophilidae
Gene: Rpp20
Product: ribonuclease P protein subunit p20
Exons: 2
Coding region: 93-665 (190 amino acids)
Biological process (GO): tRNA 5'-leader removal
Cellular component (GO): ribonuclease MRP complex; nucleolar ribonuclease P complex; nucleus
Molecular function (GO): nucleic acid binding
Source: RefSeq, a predicted model, not a curated record